CCUGGCAGUCCGCCAAGGGAUGUCAACGUGAUUGUGGAUCCUGACAACAGAGUUACAGUUACAUGGGAACCGCCUAAGCAUCCUAAUGGCGACAUUACGAGUUACAAUGUGUACCUGAGCGGUGAUCCGUCACAACCUGUCGAUCAAUGGCAGAGGUUCGAAGUGAAGGAUCCGAGCCAGCUGAAACUCAUUUUCGAACGUGGAGAACUGGAACCAGAAAGUCCUUACUACGUACGAAUUGCCGCCGUAAACCCAUCCGGAGAAGGAGUGCAUUCCGACGCCACGCACUUCACUACAGUCAGUGGAGCGCCGAUCGAUGCCCCGUCUGAUAUCUUACCGAUUGUUUCCGAUGACAACACGGUCAAUAUCAGCUGGUUUGGACCGAAAGAACCUAAUGGACCGAUUAAGGCAUACACCAUCUACUUCACUCCCGAUGACGGUACCGCUGACGAAGACUACAGGAACUGGGCUCGUAUUGAAGUUCCAACAAGCGAUGAUCACGGCAACGUCAUCAUAGACAAAGACCAGUACGACAUCAAGCCUAAUACUCCAUAUAAGGUACGAAUUUCGGCCACAAAUGAUCAGUCUGAAGGUCCGGCAUCUGAACCAACACUUUUCGAAACUGGCAGUGGA
Molecule: messenger RNA, 633 nt
Organism: Ostertagia ostertagi
Lineage: Eukaryota; Metazoa; Nematoda; Chromadorea; Rhabditida; Trichostrongylidae
Source: the annotation of a GenBank genome assembly